CAAGCUUGAGACGAGAAUGUUUGAAGCAGGGUAGAUGGAUGGCUGUUCUAGAUUAGCUGAUCGAUGCGUUGAUUGAGAAACGUGUGUAUGUGUGUGUUCCUUAGUGCCGGGUGCGGCCCCUCGGCAGGUGGAGGUCCGGCCCUUCAACUCCACUGCCCUUAGGGUCACCUGGCGAUCUGUGUUGCCAAGGCAACGCCAAGGUCAGAUCCGUGGUUACCAGGUGCACUAUGCUUGUGUGGAGAGUGGCUCAACACGCAGCCUUCCCCGAAUCAAAGACCUGCUAUUGGACGACAGCCAGUUUGUGGAGGAUGACACUACUGAAUAUGAGAUGAUGGUGGGGGGUCUGAAGCCUGAGAUGUGGUACUCUGUGUCUGUGGCGGCUUACACCACUAAAGGGGAUGGAACACACAGUAAAGUCAGAGUGGUGCAGACACCGGGGAUUGUGCCUGAUGCCCCCUCCCUAUCGGUGCGCCCAGGGUCUGAACCCUCCAUGGUGGUGAGAUGGGGGCCCCCAACUGGGAUGUCAGACUCCGGUCCAGGGGCCAAAGGGUCUGAAGUUCAGAUCCAGGGUUUUCGUUUACAAUUUGGGCUGAAGAAUGCAACCCUGGACACUACGGUGGAGUUUUCGGCCAGGGAGCGAAUGUACACACUCACAGACGUAAUUCCAGGGUUGACUUAUGUCGUUACCCUUUCCGCCAAAAGCCGGUCAGGGUACGGAGACGAGGCACGGGAGGAACUCGAGAUGCCUGAGUACCCACCCAGGAGUUACCCUCAAAUCUCAGAAUACAUUAACGCCACCUGCUGUUCGCUCCAGUUCUCCUGGCUGCCCCCUGUGCCAAGCGAACGAAACGGUGUGAUCACCGAAUACACAAUAGCUUAUCGGGAAGCAGGGGGUCUUAACCCUCUGGGCAUUGACCCUCUGGGCAUUGACCCUCUGGGCAUUGACCCUCUGGGACCCCCUCGCCAGAUCACGCUCCCAGCCAUUGAGUCCAGCUACACCAUUCUGGGCCUGAACCACAACACGGGGUACGAGGUGCAGAUGUGUGCCCACACCAGCGUAGGUCCCGGCCCGUUCAGUCCCCCACUGCUGUAUCGCACACUGGCCUUCGAGACAGGUAGGGCUGGCCUGGGGCCUGGCACAGGGCUCCAGAGAAAUGACCCUAUUCACUCUAAACACUGGUCUAGAGUCAGAUCUUUUCCAUUUUAAUCUGAACCUUGAAUAUCACAGUCCAAAAUGCAAAGCUGACUCUGGGCCAGUUAUAAGGGUAAACUUUCACCCACAGAGGGGUUGAAAACGAGUCCACUGGAAAAAACUGCAAAUCCUAGUCUCUUCCACACACCCACCACCUCCUCCCUCACCUACUCCACACCUACUCCUCACCUCCAAGGAAAACUGACUGAAUGCCACAUGAUUGAA
Messenger RNA from Oncorhynchus gorbuscha (pink salmon), 1417 nucleotides. RefSeq names its product receptor-type tyrosine-protein phosphatase S-like. Gene Ontology annotation, molecular function: cytokine binding; cytokine receptor activity. The transcript is spliced from 4 exons. The record is from RefSeq and is a predicted model, not a curated record. Gene Ontology annotation, cellular component: external side of plasma membrane; signaling receptor complex. The coding region runs from base 329 to 1207 and encodes 292 amino acids. Lineage: Eukaryota; Metazoa; Chordata; Actinopteri; Salmoniformes; Salmonidae. Gene Ontology annotation, biological process: cytokine-mediated signaling pathway.